Molecule: messenger RNA, 7824 nt
Organism: Choloepus didactylus (southern two-toed sloth)
Lineage: Eukaryota; Metazoa; Chordata; Mammalia; Pilosa; Megalonychidae
Gene: ING2
Product: inhibitor of growth family member 2
Exons: 2
Coding region: 449-1288 (279 amino acids)
Biological process (GO): positive regulation of DNA-templated transcription
Cellular component (GO): nucleus
Source: RefSeq, a predicted model, not a curated record
AGAGACUCUCCGACAGGCACUGAGGGUGAUUGGGAGGAAAGAGGGUAGCGAGAGGUUUGUCAUGGGGAUCCGAGCUAUGAGACGGCAUCGGUAGCAUCUGGGGACUCCGAGGGGAACAGGAAGUGUCAACGCCCGGGACCCCGGCGCCAGCUCCGCUGGGGGGAUCCCCGCUGCUCCAGUCCUGGGGAAGGAGGGAGAAAGGAGGGGGCACUGAUCUCGCCCCGCCCCUGGGCUUGUUACCGCGGGGGCGGGGAGUGAGGGCUUCUCUUGGGGGGAGUGAAGAUCGGGGGACUCGGCUGUGCCCUCCUGAGCGGCUGCCGGUGUCCCCGCCGUGCCGGGCUGCUAAACGCAGGAGCCGCGGCGGCCGUGGCUGUUGCAAGUGUGGUUGCUGAAUGCGGAGGCGGCGGCGGCGGCGGCGGCGAGGAGCAGCGGCGGCGGCGGCGGCAAGAUGUUAGGGCAGCAGCAGCAACUGUACUCGUCGGCCGCGCUGCUGACCGGGGAGCGGAGCCGGCUCCUCACCUGCUACGUGCAGGACUACCUCGAGUGUGUGGAGUCGCUGCCCCACGACAUGCAGAGGAACGUGUCUGUUCUGCGAGAGCUGGACAACAAAUAUCAAGAAACAUUAAAGGAAAUUGAUGAUGUCUAUGAAAAAUAUAAGAAAGAAGAUGAUUCAACCCAGAAAAAACGCCUACAGCAGCAUCUUCAGAGAGCAUUAAUCAACAGUCAAGAAUUGGGAGAUGAAAAAAUUCAGAUUGUCACACAAAUGCUCGAAUUGGUGGAAAAUCGGGCAAGGCAAAUGGAGUUACAUUCACAGUGCUUCCAAGAUUCUGCAGAAAGUGAAAGAGCCUCAGAUAAAGCAAAGAUGGAUUCCUGCCAACCAGAAAGAUCUUCGAGAAGACCCCGCAGACAGCGAACCAGUGAAAGCCGUGAUUUAUGUCACAUGACAAAUGGGAUUGAAGACUGUGAUGAUCAGCCACCUAAAGAAAAGAAAUCCAAAUCAGCCAAGAAAAAGAAACGCUCCAAGGCCAAGCAGGAAAGGGAAGCUUCACCUGUUGAGUUUGCAAUAGAUCCCAAUGAACCUACAUACUGUUUAUGUAACCAAGUGUCUUAUGGGGAAAUGAUAGGAUGUGACAAUGAACAGUGUCCAAUUGAAUGGUUUCACUUUUCAUGUGUUUCACUUACCUAUAAACCAAAGGGGAAAUGGUAUUGCCCAAAGUGCAGGGGAGAUAAUGAGAAAACAAUGGACAAAAGUACUGAAAAGACAAAAAAGGAUAGAAGAUCGAGGUAGUAAAUGCCAUUCACAUUUUAAAGGGUUAUUUGUCUUUUAUAUAAUUCAUUUACUUUCAGAAGAUGUUUUAGGGUAAAUGCAUAAGACUAUGCAAUAAUUUUUAAUCAUUAGUAUUAAUGGUGUAUUAAAAGUUGUUGUACUUUGUCUGUGACCUUAAUUUUCUGCACUGAAUUACCAAAUAUUUUAAACCAGGUAGUCUUCAGAUCACCUGAUGUAAGGAACAGGGAAUAGGGGAGAGGGUGGUAUGAACAUUACAGAAACUCCACAAACCAUGCCUAUUUCAUUUCACUUAAAACUGCAAUGUUAUUUUUAGAUAAGCACCAAAGUUUUGCUAGCAUUUUAGUUCUACAUGCUUAAAAAAAUUUAGAUAUUGUUGGAUUUCUCAAAGCAUCAAAUUGUCUUGGGUAAUUUAAAAUACGAACACUAUACAAUUUAGAGUUUUUUUUCUCCCUAGCCCCAUUUAUACAUAUACUUGUUCAUCUCUAGUUUUCCAGGAAUUCAAGGAACUAGAGAUAAGAAUAAUUUGGGAUUCCAUGUGGAAUAAUAUGCUCUUUAUUAGAGUAUUUGCUGCUGUAUUUUCCUUAGUAGCAUUUUGAUACACUGUCAGUAGCCCAUUUGUAAAUGCCUUGCUGCUGCUUCAUAGAUACAUGUAAUCUAGUGCUUAAAAAGGGAGGUUGUUUUUUGUUUAUUUGUUUUGUUUUGUUUUAAUUGGGACAGGUAAGAGUAGUUAAAAUACCAAAAAUACUGCUGUUGGCUUAUAUUGGCAAUAUUUGGGGUGUGCAGUAUCCUAGUUCAAGGUUGAGCAAUUUUAAAAAUGCAUCUUACUUAAUAUUUUUCAUGUGACCCACUGCUGGGAUACUUAGCAAUAGGCUGUCAGUGGAAAAGGGGCAUAUAUGCUAGUCUUUAAAUACUACCUUUAUGUCAACAGUUGUUUUAAUAGCUUUGCUAAUUGUGAUAAUUCAUUCUGUCCCAAUCAGUGAUUAUACAUUAUUUUAAAUAAUAGUGUAUUUACCUUCUUAACUUUCUGGUAUUGGUGCUGUUUGAUGUUUUCACCUUGAAUGAACUAAUUUCAUUAUAACAAUACAAUUAAUAAUGUAUUUGUAAAUUGAAUUUUCCAAGAUUCUAGUAUUUUAAGGGUAAGCAUCUUGAUAGACAUAUGUCCAUAUAUUUAGAGAAUUUUUUUGCUUUUGGGGGGGUGGGCAGUGGAUUGGCCAGUCCUUUAAAACUUUGUGUAAAAUAUGUUUUAUUCCUUAUUUCUUCCUAAUCUGAUGAUCUGGAUUCUUUUUGAUUAACAUGUGAAAAAUCUUGUCUCCGUGUUUGGAAAAAAAAUUGUUUUUUUCUCUUCGAGCUCUCCUGUGUGACUUUUAGGCAUGUAAUUUUAGCUCCUCUGGGUAUCAGAUCACUCACCUGUAAAAUGAGGUUGGCUUAAUUAUCUCCAGGUUCUUUUGAAACCCAUAGUUUUUAAACUGUGGUGAGAAUUGUAGGAAAUUAAUAAUGAAAUGACUUGUUUUUCUUUUUCAUUAAUUUUGUCUUUCAUUCUGAGGUAUGAAGACAGACGUUUAAAGAUGGCCGUAGGGAGGAAGUAAAUGCACAAUAUUUGAUUAGCUUCUGUCCUGAGGAUAUUUUCAUUGAUAAUAGGAGUCAGUUGAGUAUAUUACUUCUUGAGUGGGAAAUAUUAAACAGCAUAAUUAAGAUUCACAGUUUAUUUUAUUAUAGCUUGGUUGACAGGAUUUCUUUACUGUCUUGAAUAUAGCAUUUUGUUUUAGCAGUUACAGUCUUGUUACCCAGAAUAGAGCUAUUGACCUGACUCUAUUAAAAAUAUCAGUAUGCCCAAACCCUCCAAAAGGUUUCAGAUAUGAUGUGGGGGAAAGUCAACACUUCUUCAUACCUAAAUUUGUCUCAACUUGCAGAAAAAUAUAUACUUCCAAAUAGAAGUGCCCAACUUUGGAUUAGGCUUGAUAAGAGAAGAAACCUGGAAUAUCCUGGAAGAGGAGCUCUGUAAGACCUAAUGUUUGAAGCAGUAUUAUUUUUAUGAAUUUCUUUUUGUUUUAUAUACUUAAUAGGAGAUAGUCACGUGUACAUAAUAUUAUGACUAGGAUUUUUUUUUAAGCAUUAUAGAUCUCAAAUACUAUUUCAUAUCAUGGUUACCAACUCAUACUAUAUUACCAGUGCUUUCCAAAUUUACCUCAUGGUAGAAUUACCUUAGGAGCUUCAAAGAAUACUGACUUCUGUGCCCCACUGUCAGAAAUUGUGAUCUAAUUCAUUUGGAAUGUAGACUAAGCUUUAGAAUUUUUAAGAUCCCCAAGUGAUUCUAUGUAUAGAAAAGCUUUAGAACCGCUUCUAUAUUUUGAAAAUUUGAACCUAUUGAAAACUGCUUGUGGAUUCCUAUGUUCAGAUUUGUGCAACUCUGAAGCAUAUAUACCAUGUAUGUACUGAUACAUAGAUUAGAGUUUACCUCCCACUCCUAACAUUUUCACUAUCAUGUAGCUGUGUUCAUUUGUUCAGCAAAUACUUCAGUGUUUCUUAUAUGCCAGGCACUAAGCAGUGGUCAUAUAAAAAAGAAAAAGUGUCUCUUGUUCAUUACUACUUCCUAAUGGGAGAGUCAGAUGUAUACAAUGUCAGGUAUGGUAAAUGCUAAAAGGAAAAUAAAGCAGAGUAAGACGAUAAAAUGAAUGGAAAGGAGGAUGAAUCUUUUAAUUAUGGUGAUUAAAGAAGGUCUCCCUAAGGAAGUGAUCUUUGAGCAAGAACCAAAACAAAGUAAGGAAGUGAGGCCAGCAAAGAUUUGUGGGGUGGAGAAGUAAAACAAGUUUGGCAGUUUGACUAGAGCAGACCGUUUUAACUGAGAGUGGAAGGGGCUAGAAAAUAAAGGCACUUGGAAGCCCUGGUAGAAAAUUUAGGAAGCCAUUGAAGGGUUUUGAGCCAUGGUCUGAUUUAUAUUAUUAAAAGAUCACUCGAUGUUACAGAGAGAACUUACUGUUGGGAGCCAAAGUGAAAAUAGGGAGAUUUAGGAAACUCAAAAGUCUCAACACUAAAAAUGUUGGUGGCUUAUACCUGGGUGGUUAACCGUGGAAAUGGUGGUGAGGGAUAGGACUCUGCCUAUGUUUUGAAGGUGGAGCCAACAGGACUUUGGCUCAGGAAUUCGAAGGCAAGGGAAAGAUAAGGAUGAGGUUGAGGUUUUUGGCCUGAGAGCAAAAUUGAAAUUUGUUUUGCGCUUAGGUUUGAAAUACGUAAUAGCUCUCUAGUGGAAUCCUCUGUAGAGUCAUACAUGAGACUGAAAUUGGCAGAAAGGACAGGAAAUAAACCGUUGGGAGUCAGUCUGUGAAUGGAGUUAAAAGUCAUAUGGCUUAUCAGUACUUCUCAAAUUUUCAUAUGCAUUGAAUCACCUGGUGAUUUUCUUAAAUUGCAAAUUAUGAUUCAGUGGGUCUGGGUUGGGGCUUGAGAUUGUGCAUCUUUAACAAGCUCCUCGGUGAUGUUGCUGCUGGUUCGGGACCGGCAUUUUGUGUAGCAACUGUGCAGAUCCAAAAGCUGGAGCAUUGUGCCCUGGGUAAGCCAAUGUUUAAAUGGGGGAGGAGCCACAAAGCCCUCCCGAGCUCUCUGUAAGUACCCCCAAAACAAAGUGAAAAAGUGUUUAAAUAAGAAGAGACUGAUCAAGUGCUGUUCAACUAAGAUGGUUAACCAUUAGAUUCAGGAGUUGUUGAGUUUGACAAGCUGCAAGUUUGGAGGAUGAAGGUGAUUUCAGUGGAGACAGCAAGUAUAGAGAACUUAUGUUUUGAUGUAAAAGGGAACAGAAAUGAGAUGUAGCUGAGGAGGAGGUAAGCUAGGGGAGGAUUUUAACUAUUAAGGAGAUAAUAUAGCAUGGUUGUAUGUUGAUUGGAAUAUUCUAUUAGAAAAUGUCAGUGUAGGGAAGAUGGGAUUAUUUCAGCUAUGAGGGAGUGAGGUCUAGGGCUCAUGAAAGAGUAGUCUCAGAUAUACAAAGAGACAGUUCAUUAUUGCUGUCAAUAGGGGAGGUAACAUUUUUGUCCAUUUAUUCAAUUAUUUAUUGAGCACCUAUUAUUUGAAUGGCAUUGAUUUAGGUACUUGGGAUAUAGCAGUGACCAAAAAUAAGACAUAAAUCUGUAACUUCGUGGUACGUAGAUUCUGGAGGGAAUGGAUGUGGUUGCAGAUAGAUUGCUCAAUUUGGCAUUGGGGAAAUGAGACAGUUCUCUCCUAAAAGCUUCCACUUUCCCGGUGAAGAGCUGAGAUGGGGGAAGGGAUGUUGUUGGAAGCUUGGAAGAACUGCUGAGAGGUUUGUGUGAACUAUCACCUGGAGAGUGGGAAAGUGAAUGGACCAGAAAUGCCAGUCAGAGCUAAGGGUCAGCUGGAGUCUUUGGGCAUAAUUUCAAAUGAGCAAAUAAUUCAUUCUGUUACUUGGAGGCAGGUAUGAAGAAAGAACUGAGAGAGAUAGACACAAAGUAACUUAGAAUUUCAAAAUUUCUCUACAGUAAGCCAGAAUUGGAGCUCCCUAGUCCUUUUAUAUACCCAAAAGGGGGCUUCUUCUAAGGGCUAUGGCCUUCUUAGCUCCAUCUGAAAUUCAGAGGAGCAAGUCUUUAAGGAGCAGUUGAUAUAAAUAAGCUAGCCAGCUCUUGAGCUCUUUCUGAAUCAAGACCUUACAGUUUGAAGUCACUGAAAAUAUACUUUAAGUAAAGUGCAAAUUAGUUUGGAGUUACCUUUACUAUGAUUGCCUAAACUCCAUAUAUCAACAAGAGAACCAAAGCUCCUUUUUCAUAACCUAUUUCAGUGUGUGGGAGGCACCCUGACCAGGGGUCUAGAGACAGGGACCCUAAUCUAUGACCUCAGGUCACUUGUCCUCCUUGGCCUGCAAUUUAUUCAUCUGUAAAAUGAGUGAUUUAAGACACAGUUAUGCUAAAAGUGUUUUUAAUAUCCAUACCGCUUAACAUUAAUCUUAAGAAUUUCUCAUGGUCAUAAACUUACUAAUUGGGUAGUUUAUAAAAUAAUAGCUUUUAAUUCAUGUAUCUGGUAACUAGACUUGAAGGCAAGGUUAUCUCAACUUCAGACACUAUAAGAACUAUCUUGAUGGAUUUUGCCGUUUCUACAUAUCAUUCUACUUUAACUUUUAUACUUAAAAAUAUUAUUUACUUAAUACUCUUCUUUAAAUCGAUUCACUUUUUGAUUUAAAUUUAUUUCAAAAAGGAAGCUUUUCAUUUUGGUAAAUGGAAAAUUAGUAUCACGCUCUGCAAAUAGAAGACUACCUUAAAAAUAAUGAAACAAGGCAGUGUUACUACAUGGUAGUCAAGUUACUAUGUCCUGUGAAAAACCUGAGCCCAAAGCCUACCCUCCCUUUAUUAAAAGGGUGAUAGUAAGUAAUAUUAGACAAGGUAAAGUAUCAAAGUGAAUCUUUCUGCAUGAUGUAGUCAAAAGGAUUGAAAGGAAUUUUCUUAAAUACUAACUUACCAUCUCACCCUGGGAAACCCUUAAGCAACAAAAGGUUAAACCACUGCGGUUUCUGACUAUCAGUAUAAAACAAACAUUAACAUUUCUUAAUUUGAAGGCAUUAAUCUAGCUGUAUUACUAAUGGAUGUUGAGUUUAAAAAGGUUUCUGUAAACUCCUAAGGUACUGACCAGCAUUUGCUACAUCAGUAUUAGAGUGGCUGGCAUUAUCCUGACCCCACAGGAGUUUCUAGUCUCGUCUGUUUUCUAAUCUAAGAAAAAGUAAACUUUAGUUCCUACAGUGCCUCCCUUGGGGAGUUCAGAGGUUUCCUGGGCCAGCCUUGUCAUACCAUUGCUUUUGGAUUCAGCAUUCCAGACCUGAAAAAAUCCUCAGAAUUAUCCUCAGUUGUUCGCUAGUGGAUUCUUGAUUUGGCAGUCUCCAUUGUAAGAAAAACAAAUUUUCACUCGAAUUUUAAAACAGAUUCGACAACAAUAACAUAUCUAAGUCUGUCAUAAACACUGAAGGAAUGAGAUUUUUGGUAUAGCAAUGUAUUUUGAUAAUUUGGAUAGCUGUGCACCUAUAAGCACUAAAGUAAUUUUUCAAAUUUUAGUUGUAUUGGAUAACAAUUUUCCUGCCUUCUUAAAUAUGUCCUUAAGUUCUUGGCAAAUAGAUAGGACAUAAAACAAAUAUUUAACAUUUUCAUCCUUUGACUCAGCAUCAUGUUAUGAUAUAGUAAUAUCCUGAAUUCUUAGUCCAAUAUGGAGGACUAUUUGCCUCUGUACUUGUUUCAGAAUGGUUUUAAAAAUAAAUUUGGUUGCUUUUAAAGUUUUUCAUUCUUCUUUGCUUCUAAAACUGUCUGCCUAGUAGCUUGUAUCUCGCUUUCAGUCCAUUGUGUGUUGAAAAGCAUUUGGUCAAAUUUGUGUCUAGAUUAAGAAUAAUAGAUUCUAUGAGAGGACCUGGUACUUGAGCUUGAAGUAUGGUUUGAUUUUUUAAUAUGUGGAUUUCUCUUAUUGCUCUGUUGUGCCUUUCUAAUAAUAUCUGCCAAAUAUUAGAAAUGUUCUUUUAUGAUCUUUAUAGCACAUCUUGCUUUUUAGUUGCAAUCUUUCAU